Schistosoma bovis is the source of this 1146-nucleotide messenger RNA. The record is from the annotation of a GenBank genome assembly. Lineage: Eukaryota; Metazoa; Platyhelminthes; Trematoda; Strigeidida; Schistosomatidae.
AUGCUUACAUUGGUUAAUAACAAUCACACUGGUAUAAAAUAUCCAAUAAUUUUAAUUCCUGGUUUGGGUGGUAGUCAAGCUUAUUGCAAACCUAAGGAUGUGGGCAGUUCUUUUGCUCCAUUUAAUCUCUGGAUCAACUUUUUUCACAUGUUAUUACCUAACAAAGUAUUCGAUUACUUCAGAUUACAACAUGAUCCAUACACCUAUGAGUCACAUGAUUCAAAUGAAUGUGAUGUAACAUUUCCCGGAUGGGGUGAUACAUGGUCUGUGGAAUAUCUAUCACAACAUAUAUCUUUUGAGUACUUCGGUUCACUUGUGUCAGAACUGAUGAAAGACAAAUUUUACGUGAGAAACUUCACAAUGCGUGGAGCUCCAUAUGACUUUAGAAAAUCACCAGAUGAUAACAAACAAUUUGUAAUGAAAUUCAAACAUUUAGUAGAAGAAACUUAUACAAAUGGAUUGGAUCGACCAGUUGUUCUAUUAGGCCACAGUUUGGGUAGUCUGUACACAUUAUACUUUCUCAAAAAUCAAACUAAACAUUGGAAACAAAAGUAUAUUAAAUCAUUCCUAUCUGUAUCAGCACCACUUGGUGGAACAGUUAAUGCACUUAUGUCCGUAACUAGUGGUGAGAAUUUAGGCGUAUUUAUUCAAAAUCCAUCACUAUAUCGAGAUGUGAUCCGUACAAUGACAUCAGUAAUUGCUGUACUACCAAAUCCUAAACUAUGGUCUAAAGAUGAGAUUUUAAUUGUUACACCGUUUAAAAAUUACACAGUUCACGAUUAUCCAGAAUACUUCAGUGAUUCCAAUUAUCUUACAGGUUAUAAACUAUUCACACGUUACCUAUCUGCAUUCGACCCACUCGAAGCUCCCGAACAUGUACCUGAAGUCUACUGUAUCUAUGGUUCUGGACUAUUAUCAGUGGAACAAGUCAUUUACAAAUCACCUAGUCUCUUCAUUUCAGCAUUUCCAAAUCAAUCACCCAGAAUUAUAUAUGGGGAUGGCGAUGGUACAGUGAAUCUACGCAGUUUAAAAGUUUGUACAAAAUGGCCCACAGCUAAAGUAGUUGAAUUCAUUACUUCUGAACAUAGACCAAUUUUGAGUGAAAGGCGAUUUAUUGAUUUUGUGAAACAACAUAUGAAUACCUAA